AUGGGAAAUCAAAUUGAGAUAGGAUUGAUAAAUGUAUCUCUGAUAUAACUUGGAGAGAGUAGAUAAUAGAUCUGGAGUUAAAACUGGGAUUUGGGAAAUUUACUGGAUAUAUGUUGAAAAAAAUAAUAAAAUGUAUCAAUUAACAAUUAUUAAUUAAUUAUUAGUGCUGGUGGUGAGUAUGAUAAAUAAGGAAACAAAAUUGGAAAAUGGAUUGAAUAAUCUGAUAGAUUUAGAUAUGGGAAUUAAUCCACCUCAGAAGGAAAGUAUAAUAAACAAGGUGUGAGAGUGGGAAUGUGGGACAUAUAUUUGAAAAAUGAUGGAAAAAAUAAUAAAAUGUAAAAAUACAGCAUUUUUAUAUAGCGGAGGAGGGGAAUAUGAUGAACAAGGACGAAAAAUUGGAAAGUGGAUUGAAUAAAGUAAUGAAUUUUAAUCUGUUAAUUAAACUACUUGGAUUGGAGAAUACAAUAAUAAAGGAGUGAAAACUGGUAUCUGGGACAUAUAUUAAAAUAAUAAAGGAAAUAAUAAUAAAAUGUUAUUAUACUAACAAUAUUAUUAGUGGUGGGGGUCGAUAUGAUGAACAUGGUAAUAAAAUUGGAUUAUGGAUUGAAUAAAAUGAUGGGUUUUGGACUGAUAAUUAGUCCACUUAUACUGGAGAAUAUAAUGUAUGGGGGAGUUAAAGAUGGAAAAUGGGAAAUAUUUUGGAGAUAUGA
Molecule: messenger RNA, 710 nt
Organism: Paramecium pentaurelia
Lineage: Eukaryota; Ciliophora; Oligohymenophorea; Peniculida; Parameciidae
Source: the annotation of a GenBank genome assembly